This is a messenger RNA of Staurois parvus, 473 nucleotides long. Lineage: Eukaryota; Metazoa; Chordata; Amphibia; Anura; Ranidae. The record is from the annotation of a GenBank genome assembly.
GGAUGGACAGAUGCUGUGUAUUAUCAGCAGCCCUUAUGCUGCUAUUUGCUGCAUGUGUGACAGGGCAGUAUUAUAGGGAGCAAGAACACAUCUUGGUAGAUAACAAAUGCAAAUGUGUCAAGAUUACCUCAAGAUUUAUCCCAUCAAAAGACAGCCCAGGAGAAGAGAUUUUAGAAAGGAAUAUUGUGAUAACGGUUCCAGUAAAUAGCAGAAUGAAUAUUUCAGACCCUUAUUCAGCAAUCAGAAGAAAUUUUGUUUAUAAUUUGUGGGACAUCUGCCAAAAAUGUGAUCCAGUACAGCUUGAAAUUGGAGGAAUACCAAUUCUAGCAUCUCAGGCCAGCUGUAGUAGAUCGGAUGACGAGUGCUACACCUAUGAUCGCAACAAGUGCUACACUACUGAUGUCAAUUUCAGAUACAAAGAUCAGAUCAUAACGAAGAAAGUACCAUUGAAUCCUGAGUCAUGUUAUGAAUAA